This is a messenger RNA of Prionailurus viverrinus (fishing cat), 3933 nucleotides long. Its product is annotated as PWWP domain-containing DNA repair factor 3B-like. The record is from RefSeq and is a predicted model, not a curated record. Bases 826 to 2550 code for a protein of 574 amino acids. The transcript has a single exon. NCBI's taxonomy places the organism in Eukaryota, Metazoa, Chordata, Mammalia, Carnivora, Felidae.
UCCUCGCGAAGCUGCAGCGUGUGCUCAAAGUUCUCAUCACUUUCGGAAGAUGUUCAUAAGACAGGAGGCCGACCACACGUGCACACAACGGUCACGCGCACUCUAAGGGAAAGGCGAGCAAAGUCCUCGCGAAGCUGCAGCGUGUGCUCAAAGUUCUCAUCACUUUCAGAACAUGAUCAUAAGACAGGAGGUCAACCACACGUGCACACAACGGACACGCGCACUCUAAGGGAAAGGCGAGCAAAGUCCUGGCGAAGCUGCAGCGUGUGCUCAAAGUUUCCAUCACUUUCAGAAGAUGAUCAUAAGACAGGAGGCCGACCACACGCGCACACAACGGUCACGCGUACACUAAGGGAAAGGCGAGCAAAGUCCUCGCGAAGCUGCAGCGUGUGCUCAAAGUUUCCAUCACUUUCAGAAGAUGAUCAUAAGACAGGAGGCCGACCACACGCGCACACAACGGUCACGCGCACUCUAAGGGAAAGGCGAGCAAAGUCCUCUCGAAGCUGCAGCGUGUCCUCAAAGUUCUCAUCACUUUCAGAACAUGAUCAUAAGACAGGAGGUCAACCACACGUGCACACAACGGUCACGCGCACUCUAAGGGAAAGACGAGCAAAGUCCUGGCGAAGCUGCAGCGUGUGCUCAAAGUUUCCAUCACUUUCAGAAGAUGAUCAUAAGACAGGAGGCCGACCACACGCGCACACAACGGUCACGCGUACACUAAGGGAAAGGCGAGCAAAGUCCUCGCGAAGCUGCAGCGUGUGCUCAAAGUUCUCAUCACUUCCGAAAGAUGAUCAUAAGACAGGAGGUCGACCACACGUGCACAGAAUGGUCACGCGUACUCUAAGGGAAAGGCGAGCAAAGUCCUCGCGAAGCUGCAGCGUGUCCUCAAAGUUCUCAUCACUUCUGGAAGAUGAUCAUAAGACAGGAGGCCGACCACAUGCACACACAACGGUCACGCGUACACUAAGGGAAAGGCGAGCAAAGUCCUCACGAAGCUGCAGCAUGUGCGCAAAGCUCCCAUCACUUUCGGAAGAUGAUCAUAAGACAGGAGGCCGACCACACGCACACACAACGGUCACGCGUACUCUAAAGGAAAGGCGAGCAAAGUCCUCGCGAAGUGGCAGUGUGUCCUCAAAGUUCCCAUCACUUUCAGAAGAUGAUCAUAAGACAGGAGGCAAAGGAAAUAGGGACACAUCAAGAGGUAUGUCUUUGCAUCGCACAGUCAAAGAGAAGGGUACAAGUGCUAAAGAUGGAGGCAUCCUUCCACCUUUGUCACCAGGCUUCAACCUCACUUUGCCCAAAGCUCACAAAGAAGAGGCACAUGACACCUACCCAAGGACCCUGGCUGUCUCCUCUGAAAGCUCUGCCUUCUCGGGGAAUGUUGAGGACCAUGGAGAGGUUGCCUGGAAGCCAGGCUUGGAAGGUGCAGCAGCAUCCUCCAGUGCCCCUAAACAGAGGCGGUGUUAUUCACUCGGUCUGGCAAAUAGAAAAAGGAAGCUGCAGGUGACAGAGUUUGAGAAAGGGCUGCAAGAACUUCAACCUUCAGUCGACUCAAAGGCUAUUAACCCCACCACCCCCAUUAAAAAGAAUGCCAACAAAGAAAUGGGACAAGUGGCAAGCAUGGGUUUUCCACAAGAGCCUUGUCCCAUUGAAGGAGGAAUGAUGGUCUGGUUCAAAUUUCAGAAUCACCCAUUUUGGCCUGCAGUAGUAAAGAGUGUCAGCCAAACAGAGCAGACUGCAAGGGUGCUUUUGGUUGAGGCAAACAUGCACUGUGAAAUGAGUGGCAUUCGAGUUCCUCUUCGAAGAUUAAAGCACCUGGAUUGUAAAGAGAAAGAAAAACUAAUAAAGAGAGCCAGGAAAUUGUACGAGCAAAGUGUGAACUGGUGCUUCUCCCUGAUUGCCCACUACAGAGAAAGGCUCAGGCGAGGUUCUUUUGCAGGCAGUUUCCUGGACUAUUAUGGUGCUGACAUCAGUUACCCAAUUAGGAAAGCCAUCCAAGACAGGGAUCUGGAGAUUGAUUUCCCAAAGGUGAAUUAUGCCGACCUGGAAGAUUCUGAGGAGGAGACCUCCCUGGACGGGAAGAGGCCCUGCAAGAAAAUUCUCCCUGACCGGAUGAAGGCUGCUCGGGACCGAGCCAACCAGAAGCUAGUGGACUUCAUCGUGAAAACAAAGGGGGCCGAUCACCAUCUUCUGGACAUUGUCCAAGGCAGGAAACAGUCCAGGUGGCUGGUAUCAUUUAGGAAUUCGAGCAGGUACGUGAUCUGCGUUGAAACAUACCUGGAGGACGAAGACCAGUUGGAUGUGGUGGUAAGACAUUUACAAGAAAUCUACAAACAAAUAGACAAGAAAACGCUGAAUCUGGUAAGGGAUGACAAAGUGAGUUUUGUUCUGGAAGUUCUUCUGCCAGAAGCAAUCAUUUGUUCAAUUGCUGCACUUGAUGGAUUGGAUUACAAGGAGGCAGAAAAAAAGUACCUACAGGGGCCACCUGUGCAUUACCGGGAAAAAGAGCUAUUUGAUAAAAAUAUCCUAAAGAAAAUAAGAAAGAGAUAAGCAACAAGGAGCAAGACUAAUUAACUCCCCCUGUACCCACACUUUAGCAGGAAGACCUCUCAUUACCCUGUCUGUAUGAAAUGUGUGAUCGUUCCGCUCUCUAUGGCAUGUAAAUAUGUUCUGGAAAUUUGAGACCUUGGGAAUAUGCUGGAUUCAUUUUGGAUCCAUCUCUAGCACUUGUGGGUAGCACAGUCAUCAUCUUUUCUAGUACCCAAAUGCCUCACAAAUUAAUUUGUUAAAAUAUUGCAAACAGUUGUACUUCCCUCUACUUGCUUGGAUGUGUUAACUGUCCAGAUGUUUUCCUAACAUGGCUUUUAACCGUACUUCAUAUUUUAAUAUAGCACACACACAUUAUUUUAUUACAUGAAAGAGCACUGGUAUCAAACAUUAAGCAACAAUCAUUUUUAAAAUCCAAGAUAGAUUCUUACAGAAACAAUCUGCAAUCUCUCAUUCUUUUUGUGACACCUGAGUGUAAAUGAUUGGGUUCCUUCUUAAGAUAAUUCCUGAAUUUUUUCUGCCAUGCUUGUUUGUUUGGGAAAAAUAGCCCUGAGAGCUGAAACCAAUGACAGAGAUGUUUUCUAUAUAUUAUCACUACCUUCAAAUGGUUCUUGCAAAAGCAGUCUGGAAUCCAAAGUUAAUGGAUCAUUUGCACGUAGUCCACACGUGGGUGAAUGAAAUCUCAACGUGCAGUAAACAUUUUGCCAGCCUGUGAAAGAUUGUUAAACUCUACAUUUCCCUGAGAUUCCACUUAACGGAAGUAGCUCUUGUUCAAUGGCUGAAUGGUUUCCUUAAAACAGACAGGCUCCUGGCUGUCUUCUUAACUGACUGGAUCCUUUGCGUAUACUGGUUUAUCCCCAUGUGGAUGACAACUAGACUAAUCGUACACACCGUUUACCUAUUUUAGACCUAGGAGUCCAGGCUCACUGCUAAGAGCCCGUCUGAUUGGCACAAAUUGUAGGAAAGCUCGCAUUUUGCUCUGGACCUGUGUGCCCUAAAAUGCAGUCGUUUGUCUGAAGCUAAGCAAGCUUUCUCUUUUGACUUAUUCAUUGACUAACCCUGACAGGUUCCAACAGUUAUGCAGGCUGGAAAGUCAUUCCAGGCUGCUUGAGCAAUAGAUGGACUGGGAUCUGGGAACUUGGAAAUGGGCUACAGAAAAGUAUCCGUUUGGCUAAAUAUGGCUGUUGUCAGAAUACAAUGAAACAUAUGUAACUAAAAGAUAAAUUCUGAAGCCCAUGAAUUGUUAUCCUACUUGAAACAAGAGUUUUUUGAGACAAAAAAUGUUGGGAAAGCUAGUUUACUUUUAAAACUUGUUGUGAAAAUAAACACUAAAGGUUUAAUAUACACCUGAGUGCAUUUUUAUUCUCAGAGAGAGUCAACUGUCAC